AUGAACACUAAUAGUAAUAAACGCAAAAAUCGCACGAGUGGCGUAGGAAGAUAUGUGUCCGACAAUCGUCAGCAGCAGCAACACCAACACCAACACCAACACCAACAACAGUCACAUAAAGGACGUACGCAGGCCCAAGGAGUGUACAAAAACACCCAUUUUAUACAUGCCGCCACAUCAUUGGUGGGCAGCCUAGUGCAGGUUCGUCUGCGCUCGGGUAAUAUUUACGAGGGGGUGUUUCAUACAUUCUCGCCAAGUUUCGACGUAGCACUUGAGCUGCCACUAUGUAUUAAGACUAACAAGCAUGAAGACGAGGGCAAACAUGUCCCAAAUCAUAUGAUAUUCCCUUGUGACACUGUUGUAAACAUUUCGGCAAAGGAUUUUGAUUCUCGUUAUGCCACAACGAGAACUUUCGCAACGGAUGGAGCGAUAUCAGAGAAGUUUAAUGGCAUACGAUUAGAGGAGAAAGAACUUGAACCUUGGGAUGCAUCUGGAAUGAAUGGCGACGUCGACAUCGAGUUGGAUGGUGCAGCAAACGGUUGGGAUCCGAACGAUAUGUUCCGUCAGAAUGAGCACGUUUUUGGUGUUCAGUCUACUUUCGAUGAUUCGCUCUCUUCAUACACUGUUCAAUUGGAUAAAGUCGACUCUGAUGAAUUUAAAGAAGCUGAAGCUAAAGCGGAAAAGUUGGCCGCCGAAAUUGAGAACAAUCCUAUUUAUAGAGAGCGAGUUGACUUGGAGAACGGUGAUGAAGAACAACUUUUUGCAGCAGUUGAACGUCCAGGUAGCGAGAUCGAACGCGAGCGCGAAAGCGAUCGAGAUCGUGAACUAGAACGCGAACGAGAACGUGAACGCGACCGAGAGAAGGAACGUGAACGGGAGCGCGAACGCGAACAACGUGAUCGUGAGGAUCGGGAACGAAACAAACGUUCGGGUACUGGCGCCUUCGAUCAACGUGAAACAAUGACGGAGCGAUAUAUCACAAAGCCAACUCGAAGUAUUACCGGUCCACCACCGCCUGUUGCCAUGGCAUCCACUAGCACAAUGAAUUCCUCAACCUCGGUAUCUUCGCAAACUAGUGGAAAUGGCCCUACCCAACGAGGUCAAAUAGACCGCAGCAAUAGUGGCGGUGAUAUAAUUAUGAAUGCUCAUCCACUGACAUCGUCAACUAUUGGUCAGCUGCAGCAACAGCAACAGCAACAACAUCAACAGCAAAAUAAUUCUACCCAAGCUAGUACGGUAGGAAUGACAGGAGCGUUAAAAGCUACGACAGCCUUACAAGCUACCUCUAAUCCUGUAAUCGGUAGUAGUUUGGAAGGUGGCAACAAAUACGUCGGUGGCUCAAUGAUGAAGCGUAAAACGGUGCCACAAGGCAAGCAAAUGAUAAGAAAUACUCCAUCAACUAAUAACUCAAACACUCAAACGGGCGUAAGUGGCAACGUAGGAAAUCUAGCUCAAAACUCUGUUGCCGGCCAAACUGGUGGUGGUGGGGGAAAAGGUGGCAAUUAUCAGGCUAUGUCUAUUCAAAAUCAACAAUCUUAUCAGAACUAUUCUCAAAUUAUGCAUGGGUCAUCACAGUAUCGGAAUCAGCAGCAUGUUGGCGUUUCGGCAAAAAUAAAUGGCGAUGUUAAUACAAAUUCGUCUAAACCGAUGUCGCAGCGUAAUAUGCGUCAAUAUCAAGGCGCUCAAUCAAAUUCAUCUAUGAGUUAUAACGAAUCACAGGUUUCAAUGGGCAAGAAUCAUGGUCCUUCACAUGGUCAACAACAAAUGGGAGGACAAAUGGGUAUCAACAGUAGCUCGUCGCCGCCGUUACAAGCAAACGUUGGUGGUCUACAUGGCCAUGCACAGACUCAAACAAGUGGUGUAGUUAUAACUGGUCCACCUAAUCAGCCUCCUCCACAACCUCAGAGGCAAAUACGAAAUCAAAUGCAAGAUUUACGACAAUUUUCGCAAGAUUUCCAGUUGGCCAAUAGCACGUCAACGUCACCACCACAACAGCAAACACAGGUGCCCUUACAGCAACAACAACAGCCACAGCCGCAGCAACAUUUAAAUGUGGGUAAAAGUGCUGGUCAUCAACCACAGCCGUCUGUGUCGCCACCACAGCAGCAACAAAUUGUCGUACCGCAACAGCAACCACAGCAGCAUAUACAACAGUUGCAGCAACAACACCAUGGUCAACAUCAUACGCCACCGCCUCCGACUCAGCAGCAACAGGCGCAUGUGCAACAGCACUACGUACAGUCACAUUUGGUGCAGCAGCAGCAGCAGCAACAACAACAACAACAGCAGCAGCAACAGCAACAUCAAACCCAUCAGCAACAACAACAUGUUCCACCCCAGCAUGUACACCAACAACAAGUUCAGCAACAACAAAAGCCACAUCUGCAGCAACAACAGCAACCAACGUCAGGCCAGCAUCAACCGCAACACCAGCACCAACAUCAACAGCAGCCACCAACACAGCCCACUGUAUCUUUGACGCAGGAGUCGUCGCAACAACAGGCACCGCAGCAGCCUAACCACCAUGUACCGCAAACACAGCAGCAGCCACAAUCGCAACAACAACAGCCACAAAUUCAACAAAAUUCGCCGCCCGUGUCAGACACACCGCCUCAGCAACAUCAGCAACAACAAACGGUACAACAAUUGAACAAGCUUGAUGCGACACCUGUCUCCGCAACUACACCAGUUAGCAGCAAUACGGGAGUAAAUAUAUCAUCUGAUAAAAUUACCACUCCCACUGGUGGCGGUAAUUCUUCUGUAACGACCAGCAGUGCUCCCUCAAGCGGAACGACAACUGUAAAGAAAACACAUGUUUUAAACCCGUCGGCAAAACCGUUCACACCCCGCAGCCCAAGUACACCGAAUCCAUCUCGUCCGCAUACACCACAAACGCCUAUACCGAUGCAGAGCAUCUACACGACAGGGGCACAUGUGCAAGCUGCGAAUCAAACACCUAUGUAUGUAAUGCAGUCGCAACAGCCCGCAUUUCAGGCACCAACACAUCCACAGACAGGCCAACAACCGCGCAUGCGUAGGGGUAAUUAUGGUCCCAUGGCUGCAACACAAACUCACGUUUCAGCCACCACGGCUACUGGGCAACCUUUGCUAGCAGCAGCGCCUAUACAACAGUUCAUACACUACCAACAGACACCGCAUGCGCCACAUUUCCAAUCGCAACCGUACGUAAAUGUGCGCAUGUACGAACCGCCACCACAGCAACUGCAGUUCAUAGCACAAACUCCACCAUCAACAACGCCCUCACCGGGACAACCACAUCAAACGUUCCAUCCGCCGCCACAGCCUUCGCCAGCUGGUGCUGGCCCACAGCCAACAUUCGCACCACAAACACAACCCAUGUACCCAGUCGUCUAUCCCGUUCUACAUCCGACGCAGUUAAUGCAAAAUCAUUAUUACUCCGCGACGCCACAACAUCCUCAGCAAACGCAGCCAUUUCAAAUAUUGAUGCCACAACAUCCAGCACAGUAAAGAAUAUAUCUAAAAAAGUGUAUUUAAUAUAAAAUAGUGUGAAAGCGAAACGAGUAAUAAUGAUGAUGAUGAUGAUAGCAGAAAUAUUGAAAACGAUGAAAUGGAAAGAUCAUGUUGAUGGCGGCGAGCAUUAGUGCUAAAUAUUCAUAGUAUGAGAAAACAAAAUAUAAUUACAUUAAUUAAAUAGUAAACGCGAAUAAUUUUUUGCUGUAAAUACCGCAAAGCAACAUCAGUCAACAAUAAUAACAAUAAAACAAUUGUAGGAAAAAAACGAAGAAGCGACGUAUAAGAAAAAUGACAGCAAGAAUUAUUAGAGAUUGCAAUUUGAAACUAAAGUCUUAGUACAAAAUAAACAAUGAAACAUCAUUAAUUAAAAGAAAAAUACCAGCUAUGUCAUUGUAAAGAAGGUUAAAUGUAGAAGCAGCCAAAAAUGCUGAAAAUUAGCUAAAGAUAUUUUGAUUGUUAUGCCGUGCUGUGGAUGGCUUAACUACAUUUGCUAAAAUGCAAGUGUGCUAAUACAGUUAGCUGCCAUUUUUUUUUGAUUUGGCAAUGAUAAAAUUGAAAUAUGUUAAAAAAAAAAACAUAUAUAUUUAUAACAUGCUGCCCUUGCUUGCCUUGUUUAUUCUUUAAUAGUAAAAAAAAAAAAAAAAAA
Messenger RNA from Ceratitis capitata (Mediterranean fruit fly), 4141 nucleotides. Its product is annotated as ataxin-2 homolog. Gene Ontology annotation, biological process: cytoplasmic stress granule assembly. Bases 1 to 3489 code for a protein of 1162 amino acids. NCBI's taxonomy places the organism in Eukaryota, Metazoa, Arthropoda, Insecta, Diptera, Tephritidae. The transcript is spliced from 7 exons. The record is from RefSeq and is a predicted model, not a curated record. Gene Ontology annotation, molecular function: RNA binding. Gene Ontology annotation, cellular component: cytoplasmic stress granule.